Messenger RNA from Aspergillus caelatus, 828 nucleotides. RefSeq lists its product as uncharacterized. The transcript has a single exon. The record is from RefSeq and is a predicted model, not a curated record. NCBI's taxonomy places the organism in Eukaryota, Fungi, Ascomycota, Eurotiomycetes, Eurotiales, Aspergillaceae. Bases 612 to 824 code for a protein of 70 amino acids.
GGAUAACACUGACAGUGAUACGCCUAUAUUCAUUAUUACUUUGGGUUAGAUAUUAUGGUUGAUGAUCCCCAGGAGGCCCUUUUCGGUUUUCAUUUAUUUGGUUCUUCUUUUGUUACACUUACAUGGUGUCUGAGCUGUAGUGCGGGGAAGCUAUCCAAAGCUCCAACGGGAUAAACGGGACCCAAGAUGCACCGUUUCAAAAUCGAAGUCACUAGACGUGUGAUGUAUUUUGCAAAUGAUGACGCCGAAUUGAGAAUAGUAGGUUGAAGAUGACGAUUUGUCGAUUGGGAAAAAUCCACAAUGGUUAUAAAAGUACAAGUCGGCAAGAAUAGGAUGUCACGAGCUUUGGGAAAGAUACGGAGGGGGAAAGGAGGGGGGAAGGAGGAAUUAAGGAGGACUAGGAGGACAAGUGUAAUAAGGACAGGGAUAUUUUGGAGAAGAUGAGGAGCCGACUAGCAAAAACAAAAUAGUCAGAUUUCCGGUGAGAGAGGAAAAGGUUAGAAUACUAAUAGUAGUUGGUCGUCAUGAAUCAAUCGUUAGUUCUUUCUGGUUCCUGAGGACCUCAACCGCGGUCGGCGAAUAAAUGAGGACUUCUCCCAGAUUAGGUAACCAUGCCAUGCGUCACCAUUCUCUCAAUCCAUGAGUGUCCAUCAUCUUCUCCCUCUCUUUCUUCUUACUUACAAAUUUUUGUCUGGAUCUUGAUAGAAGCUAGGACCGAAGAAGAAAAGGACAGGGAGAGAGAAAAAAGUAUAAUAAGACAAUUCUGUGUUUUUAUUAUAUUUCUUUUUAUUUUGUCCUGUUCAGGUCGCGAUAUGAAAACUUAAAAAU